Messenger RNA from Aricia agestis (brown argus), 2154 nucleotides. Its product is annotated as proton-coupled amino acid transporter 2. Gene Ontology annotation, biological process: amino acid transmembrane transport. The record is from RefSeq and is a predicted model, not a curated record. Gene Ontology annotation, molecular function: amino acid transmembrane transporter activity. Lineage: Eukaryota; Metazoa; Arthropoda; Insecta; Lepidoptera; Lycaenidae. The coding region runs from base 122 to 1492 and encodes 456 amino acids. Gene Ontology annotation, cellular component: vacuolar membrane. The transcript has 5 exons.
CUUAUUUGUUAAAAAUAAUAAACUUCACUAGUAUACAAAUAUUAUUGUGAAUGUAACUACUAUGUAACAUUAGAUUUUUAAUAAAGUAGUGCGCUAGUUGUAAAGAAAAUAAAAUAGGAAAAUGAGCGACGAAAAACGGCCCCUUCUAAUAGGACCAGCUAUUCCGUUCGAUAAUAAUGAAAGCCAAACAGUGGAAUUAGUGAGUUCGAGCUCGCCAGCGAAAGAUGAUAAAUCUAAAAGCGAAUACAAUCCGGCGUCGGAGCGUUCGCUGGAACAUCCGACGUCCAACUUCGACACUCUCAUACAUUUGCUGAAGGGAAACAUUGGAACCGGCAUUCUGGCUAUGCCGGAUGCUUUUAAAAAUGCUGGAUUGUAUUUGGGUAUCUGCGGGACACUGCUGAUGGGAGUGAUAUGCACACACUGCAUGCACAUAUUGGUGCGGUGCUCACGAGAACUGUGCAUCAGGAAUCAGAGACCCUCAAUGAAUUUUGCGGAUGUGGUGGAGGAAGCCUUUGCCAUGGGCCCGAUUUUUCUAAGACCGCAUGCUAAAAAAAUAAGGCAUGUUGUUGAUAUAUUUCUUGUGAUAACUCAGCUGGGGUUCUGCUGCGUGUACUUCUUGUUUGUGGCCACUAACCUCCAGGACAUCAUGCACAUCUUCCAUGUGAACCUCGGAGUCCACAGCUACCUGGCCCUCCUGUUCCCGCCGUUACUGGCACUCGGGAUGGUCAAGAACCUCAAGUACCUGACGCCCGUCUCUCUGAUCGCCUCCCUUAUGACCGCUUGGGGCCUGAUAAUAACAUUCUACUAUAUCUUACAAGACCUGCCUCCUACUAACACUGUGAAGGCGUUCUCCAGCUGGCACCAGCUGCCGCUGUACUUUGGGACGGCGAUUUACGCGUUUGAAGGCAUUGGCGUGAUUCUACCCCUCGAGAACAACAUGAAGACGCCCGAAGCUUUGGGCGGCGCGGCGGGCGUGCUCAACACGGGCAUGGCGAUCGUCGCCGCCCUAUAUACGGCUAUCGGCUUCUUCGGCUACCUGAAGUACGGCAGCCACGUGCUGGGCAGCAUCACGCUGAACCUGCCGGGCUCGGCGCUGGCGCAGUCGGCGCGCGCGGCGAUGGCGGCGGCCAUCUUGCUGUCCUACGGCCUGCAGCUGUACGUGCCCGUGACGGUGGUGUGGCCGAUGGUGAAGGCGCGCCUGACGACGGACGCGGCGCUCGAGUACGGGGAAGCGGUGGUGCGCUUCGUCCUCAUCUCUAUUACCUUCAUGGCGGCGGUGAUGAUCCCGAACCUGAGCGCCAUAAUCUCGCUGGUGGGCGCGUUCAGCAGCUCCGCCCUGGCGCUCAUCUUCCCGCCAAUCAUCGAGCUCGUCACCUUCUGGCCGGACCGCGGCUGGCGGCUAUACAAGAACGUCGCCAUCGUCAUCUUCGGCUUGACCGGCUUCGGCUUCGGAACGUACGCCAGUAUACAGAAUAUACUCACUUAUACAUAGAUGUACGUAUGAACGGACCGAGCCUAGAAAGAGAUAGCAGUCUGUCUAUUUUCUACAAUAAGGCCAUAUUUCUCCACUGCAAUUUGUGGACCUAUAAAGCGAAAGAGAUGGGUAGCAUAGGUACCUAGCUAUCGACUAUUAUAGCUCUACAUAUAUAGUGUGCGUAAUAUUAAUAAGAGGAGCUAGCAUUUAUUCUCUCUCUUUCACUUAGGCUACUUUUCCACCACAGCUUAGUUAGGCUGCGUUACGAUGAGUGUCUUUUUGGGAACCAGUAGAAUCGCUUCAUUUUCUAACGUCACUCAGAACAGCAAUUCUAUUAAUUUUUCAAAUUUUUCGCAAAGCAGCUUAGUUCAGCACCGGUGGAAAAGCAGCCUUACCGGUGGCCAUCGGUCGAGCUUCCAUAGUCUAUGCCCCGACCUCAGCUGUCAAUUUGACAGACGAGGCCUCCGCGUCGGUCCGCCAAACUCAACUAUGACAAUAAUUUUCAAUAGACAAAUGAAGUAGUCGUAGCUUAUAUACCGAUAAAUUAUUCAAAUCGUCGUAACCUAUUUACGUCUAGUAUUAAUUGACUAAAGUUUAUCUCGUUACUUAUAUAAACGUGUACUGUGUAUAGAAAAGGGAAAUAAUAAAACGAGCGAACAAAAAAUUACUUUGCGACUGAU